Molecule: messenger RNA, 420 nt
Organism: Paramuricea clavata
Lineage: Eukaryota; Metazoa; Cnidaria; Anthozoa; Malacalcyonacea; Plexauridae
Source: the annotation of a GenBank genome assembly
AUGCCAACGGACGAAAAACCGAUCGAAACAAAGCUUAGGGCAACAUUUGGCGCCAAGGUCACGCCAGACGAAUUUGAGAAAUUUGAAGCUGCAUGGACGGUAGCCAAGCGUGCAAAUACGAGUGAAACCAACAAGCCUGUUCGGUGGUCGUCUCCAGAAGGACGAGCGAACAUGUUAUUGGCCCAAUUGACGGACAGUGUUCUAGUUUGGGCAAUUCGUCAACCGAACGAAGUUCAAUCGAAUGAUACUGAGCUGCUAAAGGCACUACGCGAGAAAUAUGCCAAAAUAAAAUCUCAGGAAGCCUACCAGCAAGACUGGGCGAAUAUAUCUCAACACGCCAGAUGGAUGGUCAGUUCCAGUGGACUGGUCGAGGCACCCCGUUUGGGUUAUCAGGAGCACCAGCCUCUUUUCAGCGGCUGA